AUGCAUUCGCCAUCGCCGCAACUCUUGCGUGUUAUGCGCACGUCCCUAGUCAACACCCGUCGCACCUCGAACUUGACUCGAUUCUGCCAGAUUCCAUCAGCAACUGCAGCACCAUGCCUCGUCUUAAACCCUGGCACCAAAAUACCAUCAACACACCGCAACUAUAGCUCACCUAUCCGACCAACCCGCAUGAUUCCACGCUCGCACGCGCAUAAACCCGUCAGCCGCGACCGCGGCCCAAAAUCCAAAGAAGACACCCAGACAAACUUUGAUGCAUUGAACGUGUUAGGCAACAUCCCUGCGCCAACGACGGCCAUUGAUGCAUGCCUAGAUUCUGGGUUCCAUCUUAACAAUGGCGUCAAGCUUACCAACGGCGAUGGGCUGUUGCUGGUCGGCGGUGAGGCAUUUGCGUGGCGGCCGUGGAAGGCUGUCGAGGGCGCAGAGAGCGAUCGUGUCGCUAAGGAUGCUAUGCUCAAUACCAAAGGGCAGUUUGAGCUUGAUGAGUCGGUAUGGGGGUUGUUGAAUCUUGUCUGGCCAAAGCCUGACAUGCUCAUUCUUGGUCUUGGUGGUUCGAUGUUCCCUCUCUCACCUGAAACUAAGCGUCACAUCAACUCGUUGGGCAUUCGUGUGGAUAUUCUCGAUACCCGAAAUGCGGCCGCGCAGUUCAAUCUGCUUGCUACAGAGCGCGGUGUAGCUGAGAUUGCCGCUGCCAUGAUUCCUAUUGGGUGGAAGGCUAGACCUCUCUAG
This is a messenger RNA of Penicillium robsamsonii, 747 nucleotides long. Its product is annotated as Mth938-like domain-containing protein. The transcript is spliced from 2 exons. Bases 1 to 747 code for a protein of 248 amino acids. Gene Ontology annotation, biological process: mitochondrial respiratory chain complex I assembly. The record is from RefSeq and is a predicted model, not a curated record. Lineage: Eukaryota; Fungi; Ascomycota; Eurotiomycetes; Eurotiales; Aspergillaceae. Gene Ontology annotation, cellular component: mitochondrial inner membrane.